AUGGCUGGAAUAAUUGUGAGCGCUUCAAUUGGGGUGAUGAACCCUCUUCUUCGUAAGCUAGCCACCUUGAUGGGGGAGGAGUUUGCCAAGCUAAAGAACUUGAGGAAGGAGGUGAAGUAUAUCAGUGAUGAGCUAAGCAGCAUGAAGGAUGCUCUAGAGCGCCUUGCAGAUGUGGAUGAGCUCAAUAUACAGGCUGCAAGGUGGAGGGAUGCGGUCAGGGAGAUGUCAUAUGACAUCGAGGAUAUUGUCGAUGACUUCAUGCACAAAGUUGAAAACAAAAACAAAAAAACUAGCUUUGUCCACGACACUAUUCAACGCCUCAAAACUUCAAGAGCCCGCCAUCAGGUUGCUGGACGGAUUGAGGACAUCAAGAAACUCGUGCAUGAAACAAGUGCACGUCGUGAGAGGUAUAAGGUCGAUGUCCCGACAUCCUGCACUGUGGCUGUUGACCAACGGGUUGUCGCACUCUAUGAGAAUGCGGCUAAAUUUGUUGGUAUGGAGGGCCCAACCAACGAUCUUGUAAGUUGGCUAAAAGAUGAGGAGAAGCAGUUGAAGGUUGUGUCAAUUGUUGGUUUUGGAGGUUUGGGUAAAACAACACUUGCCAAUGAGGUAUACCAUAAGCUGAAGGGGGAAUUUCACUGUGGUGCGUUUGUUCCAAUGUCUCAAAAGCCGAAUAUUCCUAAACUUCUCCAUAGUUUAUUGACCCAAAUAAUUGGAUGUAGACAAUCUUUUCAUGAUUGUGAGAUAAAUGUUCUUCUCGACCAAAUCAGAGAAACUUUAAAAAACAAGAGGUACUUAUUCUUACUUUGUAUAUUGUUGUUGUUGUUGUUGUUCUCAUGUGCCUCUGAUAAUGGGUCUAUGUUUUUAAUAAACAUUAGCAUACAUUACGGUCUUUAUCUACAACUCCUUUCUCUAUUAUAG
Molecule: messenger RNA, 921 nt
Organism: Triticum turgidum subsp. durum (durum wheat)
Lineage: Eukaryota; Viridiplantae; Streptophyta; Magnoliopsida; Poales; Poaceae
Source: the annotation of a GenBank genome assembly